Molecule: messenger RNA, 300 nt
Organism: Haemonchus placei
Lineage: Eukaryota; Metazoa; Nematoda; Chromadorea; Rhabditida; Trichostrongylidae
Source: the annotation of a GenBank genome assembly
AUGCAUGGUUGCCGCGUAUCGUAUAUUUCAGAUUUGAUCCUGUACGAAAUGUGUGUUCACAAGAAAAAAGGGAAGGGUGCUGCGGGAAAGUCGAAAAGAGCAGGCACUGGAAAAUCAAAAGAAAAAACAAAAAAAGCAGGAUCUGAUACACUCAAGGACAGCAAGUCCGAUCAACAACCAGUUGGUGCUGCUGGUGCAGCUCCCGAAAAGGAUGAUGAUCAGAACAUGAUGGCGAAGCCAUGUAGCGACGAUGUGUUGAAAAAAGGUGAAUGGAAGUAUCACUCUAAGGAAUUUGCCUAA